Drosophila suzukii is the source of this 4338-nucleotide messenger RNA. RefSeq names its product collagen alpha chain CG42342. Gene Ontology annotation, molecular function: extracellular matrix structural constituent conferring tensile strength. NCBI's taxonomy places the organism in Eukaryota, Metazoa, Arthropoda, Insecta, Diptera, Drosophilidae. The record is from RefSeq and is a predicted model, not a curated record. Gene Ontology annotation, biological process: extracellular matrix organization.
GACUCGAAUCGCGCGGUCGCAUUUUCCGGAAGCGGUGGAAAAUUUGGAAAACCGGGAAUUUCGAACUUAAAACCAAAAUUGAAACCAAAACAGCCACGCCAAAAGUUUGUUCGUGUGGAUGUGAAUUGUUUGUGUCGGAUUCGGAAAAAUUCGCAUUUUUUGAGGGACGCGGGAUCCAACCUCCGGUCGUGUGUUUUUCCUCGCCCCCAUUUGAAGUCCUUAGAUUGAGGAUAAAUGGGCGAAAGGAAAGCUGAGCUGUGACAACAACAAAGAAAAAAGAGAGUAAGGAAAAACAACUUCAGUGUGUGCCAAGUGCAAGGAGUUGUAAUUUAUAGUUGCCGAAAUUAAAUUAUGUUAAGUGCCCCAAAUCACUAAGAAGCAGAAGGUGCAGUGAAAAGGAAGCGGCAAAAUAUAAACAGCAACCGUGGAAGAGAAAAAAUACAUAAGUACUGGAAGCAAAAAAGAGAAAUAAUUGAAAAGUGAACGCCGAGCUAAACAAGUUGCAAUGUGAAGAGCCCUGAAAGGACAAGUGCGAACCAAGGAACAGGACUUGUCAACGACUAGCAGCACCAGCAGCAGCAGCAGGAGCAGGAGCAGCUGCCACAGCAGCGAUUGACAGGACGAAAAACAAAGCCCAACCGGCUGAGAGGACUUCCUGCACGAGUGGCACGGCCAGCAAAAGUUUAACGUUGUUUUUCCGUUCCAUGGCCCCCGGAAAACUGCAGCAACGGGGCGCAAUGUGCUGGCCAACUACCGCAGUCGAAGAAUAGAAAGAAUAGAAAAUCACUCGAAAAAGCCUGGCCAAAAACAAAAAAAAAGAAGAAAAGCGUAAAAAUAGAGAGAGGAAAAACGAAGCAACCACUGUGCGGUGCAGCAUAUGUGUGCUUUUGCUGUGCUCUUUCUGUGAUGCCACAAGGACACAAGGACACUUCAAGUGACAGCAACAUACGCGAGUUUUUCGUUCGUGGAGAGUCCACCAUUUCCAUCUAAGACGCAGCAGUAUGCGCAAGCACAAAGCGCCGCCCAGCGGCAGUCCAAGGACAAUGCCCCAGGAUAUUUCCCAAUCGGAGCAGUCGGCGGGAAACGAGGAGUCCCCCGCAGCAGCAGCAGCGGGCAGGGCAGUGGAAACCCCCCAGCAAAGCCUGCUCCUGGGCCACAAUCCUGCGGAUGGCUCCGCUAGUGCCGUCGCUAGUCGCCUGGCCCCGCCCCCCUGUCAGCCUCCCAUCAGCAGCAGCAACAGCAGCAGUGUCGCCACUAAGGAGCGACCUCGUCCCACAGUCCGGUUCAUAUCCCUGCUGCACGUGGCCAGCUACGUGCUCUGCCUGUGCGCCUUCAGCUUCGCCCUCUAUGGCAAUGUGCGGCAGACGCGGCUGGAGCAAAGGAUGCAGCGCCUCCAGCAGUUGGAUGCCCGGAUCGUGGAGUUGGAGCUUAGAUUGGAGCAGCAGCAGCUGCUCCACUGGCCAGCCGACCAGACGCAGAUCCUGUCCAGCAAUCCCAGUGAUGGCGAGAGUGCCACUGGAAGCGGCAGCAACAACGGCACCAGUCAGCACUUGGCGUUGCAUGUGCGGCGGGAACUGCACCGCCUGCGACGGGACGUCUCCCAUUCACUAACAAGGCGCCAGCAACGUCGCCAGGCGGCAGAGGCGGCGGCAGCAGCGGCCAGCGGUGAAGGGGGAUCCGGCGUUGGACAGUGCCAGUGUCAAGCAGGUCCUCCAGGUCCACCAGGUCCGCAGGGAAAACGAGAACGCGGCAAGAAGGGAGACGGCGGUGAGAAGGGCGAUCCGGGCAUGAAUGGCAUCAGCGGCGAGAAGGGCUCGGCGGGCAAGCCCGGUGACAAGGCAAAGGGCGAUGUCGGCCACCCCGGCAUGGAUGUCUUCCAAACGGUGAAGGGUCUGAAGAGAUCGGUGACAACGCUGCAUGGCGGCACGCUGGGCUAUGCGGAGAUAGUUGCUGUUAAGGGAGAGCCUGGUGAACCGGGUCCGCCAGGACCUCCGGGUGAGGCGGGACAACCUGGGGUGCCUGGCGAGCGAGGACCUCCGGGUGAAACUGGAGCACAGGGCGUCCAGGGCGAGGCCGGACAGCCGGAUCGCAGGACCUCCGGCGUGGCCGGCGCACCUGGCACAAAGGGUGACAAGGGCGAUCGAGGCGAUCGCGGACUUACCACAACGAUCAAGGGUGACGAGUUCCCCACGGGCAUCAUCGAAGGUCCGCCGGGACCGCCGGGACCACCAGGUCCGCCCGGAGAACCAGGGAUUCGAGGAGAGGCGGGACCCAUUGGACCUGCAGGACCUCCUGGAGAGAAAGGACCGCGUGGCAAGCGCGGCAAGCGGAUAUUCGGACCCGGAGGCACCAAGAUAGACGAGGAGUACGACGAUCCGCCGGUCACACUGUUGCGAGGUCCUCCAGGACCGCCUGGCACCUCGGGCAAGGAUGGACGCGAUGGACGGGACGGCAGCAAGGGAGAGCCUGGAGAGCCGGGUGAACCCGGUUCUCUGGGACCACGUGGCUUGGAUGGCCUGCCCGGUGAGCCGGGCAUUGAGGGACCACCUGGAUUGCCCGGUUAUCAGGGUCCGCCGGGAGAGAAGGGCGACCGCGGCGAUAUUGGACCGCCUGGAUUGAUGGGUCCUCCGGGCCUGCCAGGUCCUCCCGGUUAUCCUGGCGUCAAGGGAGACAAGGGCGAUCGUGGUGAUUCGUACCGCAAGAUGCGUCGUCGCCAGGAUGACGGGAUGUCCGAUUCUCCGCACAUGGCCACCAUCGAAUAUUUAUACGGUCCGCCGGGACCUCCGGGACCCAUGGGUCCACCGGGACACAACGGCCUUCAGGGGGAACGUGGCAUGGACGGACGCAAGGGGGAUUCGGGUGAAAAGGGCCACAAGGGAGACCAGGGACCUAUGGGGCUGCCGGGUCCGAUGGGCAUGAGAGGCGAGUCAGGACCUUCGGGACCCUCGGGAAAGGCUGGCAUACCGGGUCCUCCGGGCUUGGAUGGCAUGAAGGGCGCCCAAGGCGAGACGGGACACAAGGGGGAGCGGGGAGAUCCGGGUCUGCCGGGCACGGAUGGCAUUCCCGGGCAGGAGGGUCCCCGCGGGGAGCAGGGCUCCAGAGGGGAUGCCGGUCCCCCUGGCAAGAGGGGACGCAAAGGAGAUCGCGGCGACAAGGGUGAGCAGGGCGUGCCCGGACUGGACGCCCCCUGCCCCCUAGGCGCCGACGGGCUGCCGCUGCCCGGCUGCGGAUGGCGGCCGCCAAAGGAGCCAAUCAUCUCGACGCCCGUGCACAAGGAUUAUUUGCCCGAUGUAACGCAGCCGGAAAGCAAUGCCAGCGAUUACGAGCAGGAGGAGGAGGAGGAGGACGAGCAGGCGGAGGAUAAUGAAAACGAAUAUGAUGAAUAUCAGGAUAAUUUGCAUAACAAUGAGUGAAAAGGAAGCAGUCAGCCAGCCAGCCAGCCCAGUCGAAUGGCAAAUGGCGUACAGAACCUAAGAACCAACCUCCUUCCUACCUCCCACUCACCCACACAGCACCACCCACAAGGACACCCACACAGGCACAGGCACUGGCUCACGCACACAGACGCUGCCGACUAGUUAAGCAUUUCCGAUUUCCGCUGCGAAUCCUGGUUCUGUUUCGCUCUGUUGACAUUUGCAAUUAGCGCUAACAAAUGCCAAGUGGCUGCUGCUUCUAACGGUUCUGCAAAGUAGAUGCUAUUAGCAUACUCUAUAUCUGUCCCUAACCCGCUUUCUCGCUCACGCACACAAUUAUCCCUUGGCUAACACACACACUGGCUCAGCUUGGUGACGGGUCCUGGCACUCCAUACCGCUCAUUUGAACUCUCUCAUCUAACGGCCCUUUCCGGCCAAACUUCUGUCUCGCCCCUCGCAGGAAAAAUUUCAGGCCUGGCUCAAGGACGAGCUCAAUGCUCUACAGCAUCCACGCUCAAAAAUCUAAUCGCCAACGCCCCUCAAAGGCGGCAGAGAAGGCGUGGCCCCGCAAUAUCGAACCGAAUCCAAGCGCUUUGGUUUUAAUUUUAGUAACUUGUUAUUGUUAAAUGUAGACAUCGGGCAGAGCUAUAGCUACUAUGUACAUCCAUCGCAUAGAAACAUCCUACCAUAUGAACACUGUAUAAUCUGAGUCUGCAUCUGUGCCAAAUUGCUCCAGGUUGCCUCUAGUUCCAACACCGCAACCUUUAAUUGUAGUUCUACUUUACCUAAUAUUAUAUAAAUUGUAUCUACUGCAGCUUCUUCUACAGCUGUUUCAAAUACCUUAAGCAACUAAGGAACCCAGCUAUUUUUUACAAGAAAACACUAUUUAAAAACAGAACUUAAAAAAUAAAUGUCGAAAAAAUAA